Messenger RNA from Helianthus annuus (common sunflower), 1677 nucleotides. Its product is annotated as UDP-glycosyltransferase 73E1. NCBI's taxonomy places the organism in Eukaryota, Viridiplantae, Streptophyta, Magnoliopsida, Asterales, Asteraceae. The coding region runs from base 8 to 1486 and encodes 492 amino acids. The record is from RefSeq and is a predicted model, not a curated record. The transcript has a single exon. Gene Ontology annotation, molecular function: UDP-glycosyltransferase activity.
CUAUACCAUGGCUUCUCAUACCACAAACCUUCACUUUGUCUUGUUUCCUUUAAUGGCUCAAGGUCAUAUGAUACCCAUGGUAGACAUGGCCCGUAUACUAGCCCAACGUGGUGCUAUGGUUACUAUAAUCACAAGUCCAGUUAAUGCAAACCGUUUUAGAUCGGUUGUUGAUCGUGCAAUUGAAGCUGAUCUCAAGAUCCAAAUUCUUGAACUCCAACUCCCAUUAGCUGAAGUUGGUUUGCCAGAAGGAUGUGAGAAUUUUGACUUGCUGCCAUCAUCUGCACACGCGGUUAAUAUGAUCCUAGCAAUGAACAUGCUAGAAGAACCAGCAGAAAACAUGCUCAAGGUCUUAUGUCCGCCUCCAAGUUGCAUCAUCUCGGAUGGUUGUUUUCCUUGGACUAACGAUGUGGCAAAGAGGCUCAAUAUUCCCAGGGUUGUUUUCUACGGACCAGGAUGUUUCGCGUUCCUGUGUGUACACAUAGUGACAAGUACAAAUAUACUAGACGAAAUUGAUUCCGACUCAGAGUACUUUGUAAUGCCUGGCUUACCUGACCAAAUUGAAGUUACCAAACCUCAGGCUUCAACUUGGGGAAGAGGAGACACGAAAGAAUCCACCCAGGUUUUUGAACGAAUGGUGGAAGCAGAGAAAGACGCUCUAGGGAUUGUGGUUAAUAGCUUUGAGGAGUUGGAACCCAAGUAUGUUAAGGAGUUAUCAAAGGUAAAAGCUAAAAGGGUGUGGUGUGUAGGGCCGGUUUCACUAUGCAACAAAAGCUUCCAAGAUAGAGCCGAAAGAGGAAACAAGAUCGCGAUCAACAUGCAAGAUUGUUUGAAAUGGCUGGAUGCAAAAGAGUCAGGGUCCGUGAUCUACGUUUGCUUAGGAAGUCUAUCAUAUGCUUCCACUGAACAAGCCAUUGAGCUUGGGUUGGGACUCGAGUCAUCAAACAUACCAUUUCUUUGGUUCAUUAGGCAACCAAGUGAAGAAUUUGAGGAAUGGCUCUUCAAAGAGGGGUAUGAGGAACGGAUAAAAGGGAAAGGUCUAAUGGUCCGUGGUUGGGCGCCACAAAUCUUAAUAUUGUCACACCAAGCCAUCGGAGGUUUUGUAACACAUUGUGGAUGGAACUCAAGUUUAGAAGGGAUAUCAGCUGGGAUCCCAAUGGUUACAUGGCCACAAUUUGGGGAGCAAUUUCUAAAUGAACGAUUUAUCAUAAAUGUGUUGAAAAUUGGUGUGAGAAUCGGGAUGGAGGUUCCGGUUAUAUUCAAUAAGCUAGAUGAGUCAAAAGAGAUUAUGAAGAGGGAUGAUAUCAAACAAGCUAUAGAAGGCCUAAUGAAAAAUGAUGAGGAAGGAGAAGCAAGAAGGAAGAGGUGUAUGGAGUUUGCGGUAAUGGCAAAGAGCGCAAUGGAGGAAGGGGGUUCAUCUCAACGUAAUAUGACGUCGAUGAUUCAAGCUAUCAUUGAAGAAUUAGCCAAGAAAAAAACACCUGUUUAAGAUAUUGUGUAGCCAUUAUAGCUUGAAUGACCAAAUUGGUUAUAGUUCCUUUCACCUUUACUUCUGCCAUGUAAAAGGAACAUGUUCUUGUAUCUUACCCCACUUAGAGUACGACUAGUAGUGGUGCACAAAGAUUGUAUGAUCAAGAGAUAUUUACCAAAUUUCAUUAUAAAUGUUUCAAACUGACAACC